AAUCAACCAUUAUUUCUUCUCAAUUUUGUUUUUUUUUUAAAAUUAAUUAUCCUCCAUUGAUACCCAUUUCAUUACUUCUUCAGUUUCAGUUCUCAUGUGGGUAUGUCUGCUAAAGCUAAGAGGGACAAUAAAACAUCUUUUGUUUUUUUUUCUUUUCUUUUCCUAUUGUGGAGUAAACUUCAUUAACCAGCCUUUACAGCAAUACCCAGUUGCUCUAUUUAUCCCCUCCGCUUUUUUUUUUUUUUCUUUUCAUUUCUUUAUAAUUUAGAGAUUUUGGCUUUUGAUUUUGAUUUUUUGUGUUGGCGGUGAAGCGAGUAGUCCACUUUUUGUCUGCUUCUGUCAUGAGUUGUUAUUUUUUUCACUUUAUUUCAACUGCAUACAUUCCCCGGUUUUGUCUUCAGUUUGUUUCUGUUCUGUGUCUUUCAUGUUUUUUCUUCUUUUAUGGGUUCUUUUUUUGUAGAAAUGCACAAGAGAAACUUUAUGCCCAGAUCAAAUCUAAGUCUUGUUAAGCAGAUUUUGAAGCAUUUCUGAGAUGGGAUUUUCUUGGUUUUGAGGAUUAGUAGAGGUGAGAGCUUUUUCUCUUUUUACCUUUUUAUAUAUUUAGUUAUUUUGUCUCCGUUUUUUCCAUUUAUGAGUUAGUUUUAAUUCUGGUGAUUUAGGCUUGUUAAAAGACCAGAUAGAGAGUUUGUAAAAGUGAAAUUUAAGUUGUUUUUUUUUUUUAUAAAAAUGAGAGAUUUUCCAUCUUGUUUUGGGGAAAAUGGGGUACAAGUAGCUGAUACUUCAUCAUCCAAUAAUGCUAAAAAUGGACAGAAUUUGGUUACUCGUGUCUAUCAAUCUCGUUUUCGAGGUCGGCCUUGCUUGAUCAAUAUUUCAUGGAGUAAGAAUUUGAUGGGUCAAGGGCUAAGUUUGGGAAUUGAUGAUGCAGCGAACCAAUGUCUUUGUAAGGUUGAUAUCAAGCCUUGGCUGUUCUCUAAAAGAAAAGGUUCUAAGAGCUUAGAAGCUUAUACUUGUGUAAUUGACAUAUAUUGGGACCUUUCUUCAGCAAAAUUUGGAUCCGGGCCUGAACCAUUAGAGGGAUUUUACGUUGGUGUUGUUGUUGAUAGGCAAAUGGUUUUGCUUCUUGGGGAUAUGAUAAAAGAAGCUUUCAAGAAGACUGGUGCUAUUCCUGCUCCUUCUAAGGCUAUUUUCGUGGCUAAAAGAGAGCACGUUUUCGGCAAGAAAGUAUUUAGUACCAAGGCACAGUUUUGUGAUUAUGGGCAAAUUCAUGAUCUUGUGAUUGAAUGUGACACAAGUGGUGUUAAUGAUCCUUGCCUUAUGAUUCGUGUAGAUGGAAAAAUGAUGAUGCAGGUAAAGCGGCUACGGUGGAAGUUCAGAGGAAAUAAUACUAUUUUGGUUGAUGGGUUCGCUGUUGAAGUUUUUUGGGAUGUUUACAGUUGGCUCUUCGGUGCAUCACUUGGAAAUGCUGUUUUCUUGUUCAAGACAUGCCUUUCAGCUGAGAAGUUGUGGGCUAGUGGACCUCUUUCUGAUCCAAAUACAUUGCCUUGGUCUUUCUCACAGAGGUUCCUUGAUUCCAAGUCACAAGGUCUUGGUUUUUCGCUUAUUUUGUAUGCUUGGAAGAAUGAAUAGAGCCAUUUGGGAAUUUUUCUUUGAAAGCUAACAGAAGCUUUAAGUGAGUGGUAUUCUACAUAUAUGUUGUUGAUUUACAUUUAAACUGAUUAAAAAUAGGUCCAUUUGUAAUUUUUCUCCCCUUUACCUCUUGAGUAACCGGAGGUCUGAAGCAAUUGAAUGGUUGUAGGAUCAUUUUAUCAUUUUAGUAAGAUAGAUGUAUAUUCUACACAAAAUGGUGGUUAAUUUCCUUUUAUGUGUUCUACAUGAAAAGAUUUCAAAUGCUUGUUUCGCACCAUUUAUAUUAUCUACUAUUUGGCUUUCUUUUCUACAA
Molecule: messenger RNA, 1939 nt
Organism: Mangifera indica (mango)
Lineage: Eukaryota; Viridiplantae; Streptophyta; Magnoliopsida; Sapindales; Anacardiaceae
Exons: 1
Coding region: 727-1626 (299 amino acids)
Source: RefSeq, a predicted model, not a curated record